Molecule: messenger RNA, 1278 nt
Organism: Myotis lucifugus (little brown bat)
Lineage: Eukaryota; Metazoa; Chordata; Mammalia; Chiroptera; Vespertilionidae
Product: putative protein FAM47C
Exons: 2
Coding region: 1-1278 (425 amino acids)
Source: RefSeq, a predicted model, not a curated record
AUGGCGGGCCAGCAGUGGCCCUUACCGGAGCCCCACAAAAGGUGGCUGUUAAAGACGGACCUGAGGAAGAAGGCGCUCAUAGAGUCGGGGCUGAUCAAGCGGUGGCUGUCAGGGCCGAAGCUGGACAAGAAGCCCGAGCUCAACAAGAAGUGGCUGCUAGGGCCGGGGCCGCUGGAGCCCUUGCCCCUGGGCAUGAAAUCCCAGCAAGCACGGAAGCCUUGUAGAGACAUUGAAGCCAGCCUGACCCAGCAUCCCUUGGCGGACUGCCCGAAUCUGGAGGAAGAUCUCCCUCCAGACCUCCUCCUCAAGGUGCUGGAAGUGCUAGAUCCUGACAGGGAGCUGGAGGACACGUGGGCUUAUUGUGAGGGCACCAAGGAAAGAAAGAAGGCCCCCACACACCUGUGUGAAGAACAUCCUGAGGAGGUCAACCUGGAACCUCCCCAGGCAGUGAACCUGGAACCUCCUGAGGCACUGAACCUGGAACCUCCCCAGGCAGUCAACCUGGAAUCUCCCUGGAAGUUGAAACUGGAACCUCCUGAGGAGGAACCUGAAGAACAAGCCCACGUGGAAACGGCCAAGGAGAGUCUCCUGUCAUAUUUAUUCAGUUUGUUUCCUAAGGAAGACACAAAUGCAGCAUGCACAACGGAUAUCCCCAAAGUUCCUGUUUUCCAAAAAGCAAGAAGAACAAUUCGUGAAUUCUGCAGAUGGAUCAAUGAUAAAUUUGGAGACAUAGGCAUUGAUGAAGAGUCCAUCAUGAAAAAGUUUGAAAUUGACUUUGAGGGCCCACUCACCCAUAAUACAGUCAAAAUAAAGAAAAUAAACCAGCUUCCUUCAACUAUAAGGCCCUGCAAACAGCUAGAUGAAAUAAAGCAGAGAAAAUUCUCCCUGCAGGAAGAUGACUGGGAAAGGAAACUCCGCAAACGACAAGACCCUUAUAAACCCAAAAGGGAGAAGAUAAGGUAUGGAGCAUGGUACCUAGACCCCAAAUGCUGGAAAAAGCUGGUCAAUGACCAGCCUUUUCCUAACCCUAAAGCCGUCCAUGACAGGGAAUAUUGGACCUAUCGAAGGCAUCUUGAACCAGACGUUAUUGAUGAACUUUAUGGACCAAUUGCCUUCAAAGAUUUCAUUGUAAGCAAGGGCUACAAGAUGCCAGGUGUGAUUGAGAAGAUGUUUUUAAGGAAGGGAUGGAAAUAUGAGUCUGUAAACACUCCUAUACAACGUGUAAUGAAACUCCUCUCCAAACCCGAAGAUGAGGAUUCAGGGGACGAAGAGGAUUAG